GCUUAAGCAGAUUUUCAAAUUUUCAUCACAUAUUAUUAUACUUAUGUACAAACCCCGAUUGUCUUCCGAGAACAUCUAGAGGCUGGAAGCGAGCCUACAUCCCGCGUACCUCUUUCAGAAUCAUGAAGAACCAAAACUGUAGUAGAUACAUGUACCACUCCAGUGUGACGGGCCGCCAGACAACUUGGCGUGAGCCAUCUGACAUGGUCUGCUAGUUGGAAAUAAGUAUAAGGACGAUCUUUGCUGAUCCGGUGGAGCCCCCCGAGCUGACAUACGUCUUAGGGACCUAAGGAAUAUGUGGCGUCGUUGAGCCUAUGUAUGAACGUGAUGCUUUAUGAUGCAUUUCCACUGUUCAGCUACAGUAGCUACGACAGUGUUGCUCUCGAGCAUUCAUGAUCAUAUGAUCUUCUCCGCGAAGAACGCGACUCUGCGAAGACCAAAUGACCAUAAGACCUUCUUCUGUCCGCGCGUCGUCUUGGUCACAGGUAUCACCCAGAUGCCGUAUACCCCCUUCUUCCUGGAAUGGAACACGCAUGUAAACAGCUGGAGACGUAGGCUCGUCGAGGGCUAUUUAAGUCUACGUCGAGAGCAUGAGUAAUUAGAGGUUUGGCAGUAUGGCCGGACUCACCUCUAUUCUCUUCGCAGCACUCGUUAUAACGCUAAUUUUCCCGAACGCGUAUGCCUUUCCUAUGGGAAAUGAGGCUGCAUCUCCAGGACUCAAUGAUACGUUUGCCGAUUUUGAUGGAAGCGGACGUGCAUACCCUGUCGAAUGGUUACCAAACGCCACAACGUUCACGUACAACGGCAUCAAAUUCAAUCUUCCACCUUUCCACAACCCAUCUGCGUAUGACGCAAUCCGCAGUGACUCGCAAGUUAUCACGCUGCAGACAAAUGGAGCGAGAUACCAUUCUUUCCAUGCACUGGCUACUUCUGUCUGGCCAGUGUCAGGUUCGGCUGCUGCGCGCAUCGGAGAACUUGUCUACGAGUUUGACGAUGGGACUAGUACCUCGAACGACAUACUUGUUGGACCUUGGUGGUCUAACAAUCCGUUUGACGGGCCUAUCCAUACACCGUUCCAUUAUGCAAACGCCACUCUUGAUGGGAACAAGACAGUGGACCACAACAUCACAAGUAUCUCGUAUAUAUCGGCUCGGAUUCCAAAUGACAAACCACUCAAGUCUAUCACUCUUCCGGCUAACACGAGCUACAUCAACUUUUUUGCCAUCUCACUUGUUUCCGGUACCCCAUCAGGCUCCGUUGACAGUCCAAGAUUGUCCGUCCGGAAUGUUCGUUCAACUACCAAAUGGGUCGAUGCGAAAGACGCGAGCUCAGAGAAGAUUCAACAAAUCGAGGUUACCUUGGCCAACCUCUCUCCUCUCUCUGCUCCUACCAAUUCUUCAUGGUUAACCUCCACGCAUUCUUUAUAUUUGACAUCAUCCAAUGACGAAAUUAAAACUGUCAUCCCUGGGAAGGUCAUCAGACUGCGGAGUAAUGACCAAGUCGUUAUCCCUAUUAGCAUUCAGAACAAUCACAAAGUCGAGGCUGGUACGAAAGUUCAGGUGACAGUUCACUUGCGUUCAGAGAAGAACAGUACGGCCGUUUUGCUCGAAACGGAAGGCCAAGAGUUUGAGAUAAUUGCGGGGAUACCGGAGUGGAACAAUAGCGAUGAAAGUCUGAGGACUCAUGAAGCUCCCGAUUGGUACGAAGAUGCAAAGUUUGGUAUUUUCGUUCAUUGGGGCGUGUACAGCGUACCAGCUUGGGCUCCGAGUGGUCAACAAUAUGCUGAAUGGUACAACUGGCAACUGCAUAACCCGCCGAACAACGGUUCGCCUACCUGGGUACAUCACCUUCAAACAUAUGGCGCGGAUAUUGUCUAUGAUGACUUCAUUGCCAACUUCUCGGCUUCUGCAUGGAGCCCCGAUGAUUGGACAGACCUGUUCGCUGAUGCCGGAGCGAAGUAUUUCGUCUUUGUUACAAAGCAUCAUGAUGGAUUCGCACUGUUUGAUACAGGCAACUCUUCGGAUCGGAAUUCUCUUUUAUUCGGUCCAAAGCGGGACUUCCUCAAAGAAUUAUUUGCCAGCGCGAAGAUUAGACAUCCGGAGCUCCAUCGUGGCACAUACUUCAGUUUACCAGAAUGGUUCAACCCGGCAUAUGCACCCUAUGGUUUCGGUAGCUGGCCGGGAGGAGGGGCUCUGAAUGCGUUCAACGGAUCCUGUUGCGAUCCCUACAUUGGGUACAUACCCGUGGAUGAUUAUAUCGAAGAGCUCCAGAAACCUCAGAUCCAAACGAUACUUCAUGGAUACGACACAGACAUCUUAUGGUGCGAUAUAGGUGGUCCCACUGCCUUCCCACAAUUGGCUGCCUCCUGGUAUAACUAUGCUGCAUCCCAGAACAGACAAGUAGUCAUGAACAAUCGCUGUGGUGCUAAUCAAUCCGACUUCGUGACUCCCGAAUACGCGACGUUCCCCGCUGCGUUGUCACAGAAAUGGGAGAGUAGUGCCGGCAUGGACCCAUUCAGCUACGGUUACAACUCUGAUACUCCUCCGGAUGCAUACCAGAACGCAUCUAGCAUUAUAAUGGAGCUCAUCGACAUUGUUUCGAAAGGCGGAAACUUCUUGCUAGAGGUCCAAAGGCAGAUGGCACUGUCAUUCCGGAAGAGACUGAACCACUUCGGCAAGUUGGACAAUGGUUGAAAGUUGCUGGCGAGUCAAUAUACAGUACUCGUCCAUGGUUCAUCCAACCCGCUGACACCUCGGAAAACUCGACGGACGUCCGGUUUACGACCAAGCCGGAUGCUUUCUAUGUCAUUGCCAUCUCGAGGCCAGAAGGAGGUACUUUGCGCACAACCGCUCCAAUCCCGGUCACUCAGAAUGAUCGAGUUGAAUUGCUUGGCGGCAGCGGUCGUAAUCUCACUUGGUCAAUGAUAAAUGGGGUUUUCAGUGUUGAAGUUGAUGAGGAUGAUUUGGACCAAGUGCCGCUACCUGCGUGGGCAUUCAAGAUAACCUAUAGCACUGUAUGACUCUGGACCCAAACUGAAGGAAGAUUACUAUGUUCAGAUGGAAUAUGUCAUUCAUGAAUCUCUGAUACCAUCUAAGUUGCGUUCGACGUUCUUCCCGCCAAUUUUGCCUCGACGAAGGCUACGGCUAUCGGCAUGAUUUGUAGGUGUGCGCGAGGAUCGUCAACACAAGUGUCUAUGCAAGUAUUUUCGUAGCUAUACGGGUACCACGUUCAAGCCAAGGUCCAAUGAGCGUAAAUAAAGACUUCUGUAGUCG
Molecule: messenger RNA, 3272 nt
Organism: Somion occarium
Lineage: Eukaryota; Fungi; Basidiomycota; Agaricomycetes; Polyporales; Cerrenaceae
Source: the annotation of a GenBank genome assembly